Molecule: messenger RNA, 264 nt
Organism: Fonsecaea multimorphosa CBS 102226
Lineage: Eukaryota; Fungi; Ascomycota; Eurotiomycetes; Chaetothyriales; Herpotrichiellaceae
Exons: 2
Coding region: 1-264 (87 amino acids)
Source: RefSeq, a predicted model, not a curated record
AUGGAUCCACCACCGUAUUCCGAGUCUUCACUCAACAAGACUUUCAGCGAUUUUGGUAAUCUCUCUCUACGAGGAGAGGUCAGUGGCGAUCGCUUGAUCAUUGGGCUAGACUUCGGGACCACAUACAGCGGAAUCGGAUAUGCUUUUUCCAAUGACCCUGAGAAGAUCCACAUCAUCGAUUCAUUCCCAGGAGGAGAUCGACUAGCUCCUAAAGCACCGACCACGAUUCAAUACGAAGCUGGCUCGAAAACGAGCUUCAAAUGA